AUGUCACGAAAUGCGAAGGCAAACUGCAGUGGCCGAAAGACACAAAUUAACUGGACAUCAUACAUGGAUGAAUGUAUGACAAGCGCCUUAGUUGAAGAAGUAUCGCAGGGAAAAAAAUCUGACAAUGCUUUUCAAGAAGCUAGUGUGAAUAAAGUAGCAAAAAUUGUGAUAGACACAUUUUCUGUGCAAGUGGAUAAAGAAAAGUGCAAGAAUCGGUUACGAACACUUAAAAAGAAAUAUAACUUGGUAAAGUUUGCACUUAGCAAAAGUGGCUUCAGUUGGGAUGAAGAAAGGAAAUGUGUUACUGUAGAACCAGACGUUUGGAAUGAAUUCAUCAAGGCAAAACUUGAAGCUCUUCAUUUCAGAAACAAGCCAUUCCCACUGCUAGCUCAGUUUGAUAUUGUAUGUGGGGACGAUUCUACUACCGGGAACGCAGCACGAACUACAGCCAAUCUUGAGGAAGAAAUCCUCCAUUCAUCUCGUUACAUGGAUGACAUCCCAUUGUCCUCAUAA
Messenger RNA from Magnolia sinica, 513 nucleotides. RefSeq lists its product as uncharacterized. The record is from RefSeq and is a predicted model, not a curated record. The transcript has 2 exons. Bases 1 to 513 code for a protein of 170 amino acids. Lineage: Eukaryota; Viridiplantae; Streptophyta; Magnoliopsida; Magnoliales; Magnoliaceae.